Molecule: messenger RNA, 1762 nt
Organism: Nelumbo nucifera (sacred lotus)
Lineage: Eukaryota; Viridiplantae; Streptophyta; Magnoliopsida; Proteales; Nelumbonaceae
Product: PLC-like phosphodiesterases superfamily protein
Biological process (GO): lipid metabolic process
Molecular function (GO): phosphoric diester hydrolase activity
Source: RefSeq, a predicted model, not a curated record
AUUUAUCUGCUUGCUUUCUGUUGCACUGUCCCUCCGCUCUACUCCUGUCCGGAUUUCUUUCCCUUCCCGCUCUGCAAUCAUCUCUUCCCAUGUUAACCUGUUCCAAGGAUCACCGGGAGACAUGCAGAGCGGCUGCAGGGGGGUCUCUUCUUUUGUUCAUCAUCUCAACCUUUGUCCUCAGUUGCCGUGCUUGCUCUAACGGGAAUUGUCAGUUUCUCGACUCGUGUUCCACUCCUACCGACUGUGGACCUGGUCUGUACUGCGGCAACUGCCCUGCGAGCGGGAAGACAGAGCCCACUUGCACCAGAGGCCAGGCCAUCCAGCCGACAUCAUUUAUUCCGGGGCUUCCCUUCAACAAGUAUUCAUGGCUGGUGACCCACAACUCGUUCUCUAUUGUUGACGCACCGCCCCUGCCCGGUGUCCAGAGGAUGACAUUUUAUAAUCAAGAAGACUCUGUUUCUAAUCAGUUGAGGAAUGGUGUAAGAGGGUUGAUGUUGGACAUGUAUGAUUUCGAGGACGAUGUUUGGCUCUGCCAUUCGAUGCGUGGACAAUGCUACAACUUCACUGCUUUUGAACCUGCAAUCAACACCUUGAAGGAAGUAGAGGCAUUUUUGAGUGAAAACCCAUCGGAGAUUGUGACCAUUAUAAUUGAGGACUAUGUGCAUACGCCUAAGGCAUUGACAAGGCUUUUCACUAAUGCUGGAUUACUAGAGUAUUGGUUUCCUGUCUCAAAGAUGCCAAAGAAGGGUGAGGAUUGGCCUACUAUUACUGACAUGGUUGCAGAGAAUCACCGACUCCUGGUCUUCACCUCUGAUGCUUCCAAGGAAGCUGACGAAGGAAUUGCAUAUCAGUGGAAGUACAUUCUGGAAAAUGAGCCUGGAGAUCCUGGUUUUGUACAAGGUUCAUGUUCCAACAGAAAGGAGUCACAACCACUAAAUUCAAGAAGUGCAUCCCUGUUUCUACAGAACUACUUCCCUACGUUUCCAGUAGAAUCUGAAAGCUGCAAAGAGAACUCAGCUACACUUAUUGGGAUGGUCGGUACUUGUUACAAAGCAGCUGGAAAUGUGAUGCCUAACUUUGUUGCCAUAAACUUUUACAUGAGGAGUGAUGGAGGAGGUGUUUUUGAUGCUCUCGACAGAAUGAAUGGACUGACUUUAUGUGGGUGUAGUACUGUUACCGCUUGCCAGGUUGGAGCACCAAAGGGAUCAUGCAAGGAAACUGCUGCAACUAAUAGAACUCCUACAGCAAGGACUGGAAGCAGCUUUUCUGGAUAUGUUCAGUUAUCUAGUUCUACUUCACCAAACCAUUUUUUAAAUCUCUUGAUUCUUAACUUAUUUUGCCUUUCACUGAUGGCAUUUUUGUCAUUGUAACUAUUAACAUCACAAGAUAGAUGAUUGAUUUCUACUCUAUAUAGCCUUGCAAGCCAUUACAUAAAUUUUGGGCUUUAGAACAAGUUGACUAAAUUUCUGCAUUGGCUAGUGGAAGGUUGAGACAGGCUAGCUGGAAUACUAAACGUAACUGUGGAAGCAACAACUCUUUUGAGUUCUCAGGCGAAAGUUGAAAGUUGAGGUGGGAUUUGUUUUGGGGAUUUUUGGUAGAUAGAAGUCAAGAGACACCAAAAUACCAAUGUAUCAAAAUGGUGGUUCAGGUAUAUGCCACUUUAGGAGUUAUCUUAUUGAUCGUGCUUCAGCACUGUGAAAUUGAAAUACAAAUGAAUCUAUUAUUGUCACUAUUGUAUGAGAAAUAUCACAGUUUUCUGUUC